Drosophila persimilis is the source of this 1918-nucleotide messenger RNA. Its product is annotated as kelch-like protein 7. The record is from RefSeq and is a predicted model, not a curated record. The coding region runs from base 217 to 1536 and encodes 439 amino acids. The transcript has 3 exons. Lineage: Eukaryota; Metazoa; Arthropoda; Insecta; Diptera; Drosophilidae. Gene Ontology annotation, molecular function: protein binding.
AAGAAUUAGCAAAAUCGGAAAAAUAAUUGUGAAGUUAUUGGGAAAAGAGUAAGACACUCGCUUAGACGGCUUUAUGAAAGUUAGUUGCUAUGAAGGCUUCCCGAGGUUUCCCGAGAGAAACUAAGCAGAAAACAAGUUCGAAUCAGAUUCAGAAACGAGUAGGCUGCUCUCCGCCCCGUAUCUGUCACACACAAAACCCCGAGAGAAAAAAGUAAUAUGAAGGACGCAGGCUCAACAGAGAUCAGCAGCAGUAUGACACAGAAUGGUGACAAGACAGAGGACAUUCAGACUGCCAUCACUGUGGAUGGCUCCGAAUCAAUUGCGAAGACUCUUAAAGAAUUGGAUAUUUAUUCAAGUGUUGAGGAGACCAUACACUCGGUGCAGGAGGAGAAAAAGGAGGAGGAACUUCAGUCUGUUCCAGCAAUCAUUGAACUGAACCCGAGCCCCAAGACAACGUUGGCCAAAUUGGUGCCAUCGUACGAAUCAACGCAGGACAUGUGGUCGACUCACAUAUGGCCUGUGCGGGAAAGCGUAGCCCAUUCGCUAGUGCACUCCAUCGAGAAAAACAAGGCCGCCACCGAUAUGGUGGUGGUGGUGGAUAAUAAGCGAUUCGAGUGCCACCGAAUGCUCUUGGAGGUGAUUAGUAAGUUGUUCCGCGAAAUGGAGCGUACGGAGGAGUACCACAUCUCCACCCAAGUGAUCAGCGCCCAUGACUUUGGUAUCCUCUAUCGCUGGCCCUUCGAGGGGAAGGUCAAGGACUCCAUCGGGCACUCCUCUUUACUGAAUAUCCUAAAGGCCGCCCAGUUCUUUGGCUGCGAAUAUCUCCUCGCCAAAUGCUGGGAGAUGCUUGAGAUCGUCACAAUGGACAGCUUCACGACCAUGGUGCUCUGCGGCUGCCCUGUCGGCAGCGUCUCACUCAAUAGCUGCACCCUCAAUAAGAUUCUGAUGACACGCAUGGGUGAGGGAUUUCUGCAGUUUGUCGCCAGUUCCGAGUUCGUCAACCUCCCGCCGCCGAUAGUGCAAUGUCUGUUUAUGGAUGGUUGUCUGGCGGUUAAUACCGAAUUGGAGGUUCUGAUGGCCGCCAUCGUUUGGCUAGACUAUAAUUGGCCCCAGCGCGAAAAGUACCUCGGGUUCAUUGUGGAGGGGAUUCGUUUCCAUCAGAUCCCAUUCCAUUUCCUCAUAACCUUUGCAGAGCGAUGGGAUGGUCCACCGGCAUUGCGCGCAGUGGCGCAAUCCGAAGAGUUUAAGAAACUUGAAAGGAAAGCCCUCAUUGAGCUCCAAAAAUUUCCACAGAAAUGUCACGGUCGAACGGGAAAAUCACGCGUUUGGAUAUACGAUCGAAGAGCCGGAUACCACCACAGCCUUAAGUGCGAGAAUGAAAUAUUCUGGUCAUACAAUAUGUUUGCGGAUUACCUGAUCUUCCUACAGACUGCGGGAACAUCUCACUGCUCGCAGCUGCUGCCUUGCGAUGACCCCAGCAUCGUCUGCUGUCCGCCCGAAAUACUGGAUUCAUCCGAAUCCGACUCCGACUCCUAAUUUAGUUUCACUUUUUCGAGCUUCUCCGGCUAGUCCUAUGUAAAUAAAGGUUUCAAAUCCUUGCUACCCCCUUCUGCGGUAUGUGCUGCGAUCUAUAAGAUCAACAUCAGUCACGACCUCCAUGCUCCUCUUCAAGGGUACGACAUACAGUUGAAGCCAAUCUUAGAAGUCAGUAGAGCUUUGUUCCGAGUGAGUUCCAGAAUUCUUAUGGCUUAUGUAUAUAUCUCCCCAUACUCCGGCACACACACAUCCUUGGAGUUCUACUCUACCAAUUUAUUGGGUGCUCAAGAAUUACCUAUCAACAAAUUUCAAAAAAUGUAAUACGAAAUUUCAACAAAAACAAGCUGUAUAAGCAUAGUGACCAUUAGAUUAAUAUGUAACA